Arthroderma uncinatum is the source of this 1122-nucleotide messenger RNA. RefSeq lists its product as uncharacterized. Bases 1 to 1122 code for a protein of 373 amino acids. The record is from RefSeq and is a predicted model, not a curated record. The transcript is spliced from 2 exons. Lineage: Eukaryota; Fungi; Ascomycota; Eurotiomycetes; Onygenales; Arthrodermataceae.
AUGGCUACCUUACUUUUUCUCUUCCUGCUUUUGUUGAAUACCUGCCAAUCGCACGAUGAGGUCCCGUACAUCCGCAAAUACUUUUACGUUGGCGGAGAAUACGCCGACAAUGGCAAAGGCGAGCAUAUUUUCAAAGACCAGAUGUACGUUGAACAUCUAAUUCCGGUCAGAGGUCCGGCAAAACAGAACCCGAUAGUCUUUUUCCAUGGCCAAGCUCAGACUGGGACGAACUGGCUUAAUAAACCAGACGGAGGGCGUGGCUGGGCUUCGUACUUCAUCGAACAUGGCUAUGAAUGUUAUAUAAUCGACCAGACAUUUCGAGGACGCAGCCCUUGGAUUCCGGAGAAUGGUACAAUGGGCGCACUUUCAGCUGAACAACUGCAAAAAUUCUUCACGGCGCCAGCAAAAUAUAUGUUAUGGCCUGAAGCCAAACUUCAUACCCAGUGGCCGGGCUCAGGGGUGAUGGGCGACCCCAUCUUCGACGCAUACUACGCAUCUACAGUGCAGUUUUUAGAGUCACAAACUCGGCAAGAAACCACCAUCCAGGCAGCAGGAGCGGCAUUAUUGGACCGCAUUGGUCGCCCGGCGAUUCUCUUGACCCAUUCACAGGCAACUGUCCACGGCUGGCUGGUGGCAGAUACUCGGCCAGAUAUGAUACAUUCUGUAAUAUCGCUGGAACCGGCCGGCCCUCCGUUCGAGAACUUCAUCUAUAAAGGCGCAUAUAACCGGGCAUGGGGACUAUCGAACAUCGCCUUGACUUAUGCCCCUCCCGUCAUGGACCCCGAAAUCGAUCUGGUCAAGCAGACAAUCGAGGUGCCAACUGGGCCCCAUUGCAUAAUUCAAGCAGACACUCCCCCGCCUCGUCAACUCCCCAACCUGGCGAAGGUGAAGAUGUUGGUAGUGACAGCCGAGGCCUCCUAUCAUAGACCAACAGACUGGUGCGUAGUCAAGUAUCUGCGGCAGGCCGGGGUUUCCGCCGAGCAUAUACAGCUUGGCGAAGUGGGGAUACGAGGCAACGGCCAUAUGCUCUUCCUCGAGUCCAACAGCGACGACAUCGCCGCUCUUCUGCGAGGCUGGAUAGAAAAACAGGAGGCUGAACCCGAGAUGCUCCUGCAACUUUAG